Messenger RNA from Caenorhabditis sp. 36 PRJEB53466, 6352 nucleotides. The record is from the annotation of a GenBank genome assembly. Lineage: Eukaryota; Metazoa; Nematoda; Chromadorea; Rhabditida; Rhabditidae.
AUGUUCUGGAAUCUGGUGGCAGUUCACUAUGAGCGCUACCACUUGCACCAUCUCGCCAAAAUAUUCGUGCUGAUAUUGUACAGUUUUCUGGGCGCCGGCCUAUUUAUGCUUUGCGAGGCCGACAACGAGAAGUUGGCGAAAAGCGAGGAGUCUAUGCGCGUGUUGAGGACGAGUAUCGAGGCGAAGAAGGUGUUUGUGCACCGGUUACAGGUGAGUCCGCGCAAAAUCUGACGUUGAAGACCUAGAAAGAUGUCGCGCAUGAUCCGAUCGGGUCCAAACUUUGCAGACUUCUUAUCUCGGCAUUUUGCGUCAAAUGUCUUUCAGAAAAUGUACUUCAACUUUGCAAACACGUCGGCGUUCUCGGAGACCAGGCUGAGACGCGUUCUGUCCGAAUACGAUGCGGCGAUGGGAAUCGUGAUCGAUAGUAAAAUGGAGACGAGAUGGGACAUUUGGGGUGGAUUGUACUAUUCCGGUACCAUUUACACCACUAUUGGUGAGUUUUUGAACCUUUUCUUUAAUCGAAUUUCAAGCUUUUUCGCCACCAAAACGUCUAGCAUUUAAUUUCAGGUUACGGUGACUUGGCGGCGGUGACAAUUUCGGGGCGGAUAUGUACAAUGUUGUACGCGAUGAUCGGCAUUCCGAUCGUCAUCAACAUUCUGAACGACUGGGGAAAUAUGCUCUUUUAUUUUGUCGACAGUGAGUUGUUUGCGCAUUUUUGGUGCCCUGGCGCAAUUUCAGUGCAUAUCAAAGGUUUCGCUGAAACUUGCAGACUUUUGGCAAAACAUUGGCCGUGUGUGGAUGCUCAAACUGCGCCAAAAGAUGCGGCGACGAAGAGUGCAGAGCCUGGAAGAGGUGAGUCGCUGAGUAUUAUCGUUUUUCUCUCAUUUUAUUAAUGUGUCACACCUCGCGGCACUCAUUUUUCAUUGGGCGCGCCAACUGGCAGCGAGCGGUCCAUUGGAUCCACGCAUCGUUUCCGAGCCCAUGAUGUUUGGCGUGUCCCCGCGGGAGAAGGCACCUGCCAAAACUACCCAUCACUAACGAAAUUUGAUAAUGUUUUGAGGUGUUUUUGGCAAAUUGUGUCAAAAAGUAAUUUGUCAAAAAUAUCCCCCCCCCCCCCGCGCUCGGGGACAGCUGUCUCAAAGGAUCAUAGACUCGUUCGUCGUGUGUAAUAUUGAUGUUAACAGAGCGAAAAUUUGAGCUGAGCACAAAAAACAUGGUCACUUUAUGAGUUUGUCAUCGUUUUCAGGGCUCAAACGACAAAAAACCGUUGAUGGACACGUCGACAACGCCGGAAAACGCGGACGGAACGCGUCCGAUCCCCUUACUCCUUGUCAUUAUUGUGCUCUUCUUCUGGAUGACCCAAUGCGUCGCCUACUUUGCCUAUUUCGAGAAUUGGAGCCUCUUCGAGUCGGUCUACUUCUUCUUCAUCUCGAUGACAACGAUCGGAUUCGGAGACUUCACCCCGAAUCAUUCGGUCGCCGUCGGCGGAAUCGUCUUCAUUUUGGGCGGCCUCUCCGUCGUUUCGAUGUGCAUCAACGUGAUACAAAUGCAAUUGGAGUUUCUGUUCAAUCAAAUUGUGCAACGAAUCGAGACCGACUUCAAGAACACUCUUUCGGUGGCGGGUGAGUCCAUGAACCGAGUUGCCAAUGAGUUUUGCGGACGAUUUGCAGCCGAGGAGAGCCGAAAAAAGUCGAUCGGCGUCUCCGAAUUGGGUUCGAUCGAUCCGUCGCGCAAGAGAACAAUGAACAGCCAGGGCGGUGACGUCGCCCAAAAAUAUUCGGAAAAUAUGGAAAUGGGCAACAAGUUGCUCAUGAAGUUUAUGAGCAAUCAUCAGUCAGUUUUUUUUUGGAUGAAAUGAAAUGAACGAGAAGACAAAUUGCAGAAAAAAGAUGCUAAACGAGAAAUUCGAUGAGCGUGCGAAAAUGCGAAAUAGUGGGACACAGACUACGUCGCAGAUCAAGGUGCGUCAAAUGGUUUUGCACUUUUUGAGAUGAAAAAUGAGUUUAGGUGGCCAGUGUCCAGACGGCGGAUCGAUACGAACAAACUUGGGAUGAGGAGCCCGAGGAGUCACAGCCGAAAUCCCGAAUAAAUACGCGGAGGUUGUACAUUUAUAAUACUGGCGAAUAAAAGUGUCCGCAAUUCGAUGCCCAACUUUUAAUGCUUACUGUACAGUUGCAAAACGUCCUAUGGUUCCCAAAAAUCGUUUGAAAACAGUUCGAGUCUAGACCUUCACUUUUGUACUUGACACUUUGUCUCGAUGCCCACUCGCUGGAUUACUGUAGCUCUUGGAAGUUGAGUGUAGUUAGUGGCUUCGCGAUUUUAGUGCAAACUUCCAAGCACUACAGUAAUCCAGCGAGUGGUUAUGGAGAAAAAGUGUCAACUACAAAAAUAGAGUACUAAUUAUGGAAAUUAUUUUUGUAAUUGAUAAUUUUUGUGUAUAAACGCUCCCAAGGCUACUGCAGCUCUUGGAAGUUAACAAUAGCUAAAAACAUAGGCUACGUUCCAGGCGCUACAGUAAUCCAGAGAUUUGUCACAGAGAAAAAUGAUCAACUAGAAAAAUGUUGUACUAGACAUAGACUACUCAUAAACCAGUUUUCAAAGCACUGGGACGUUUCGCAACUGUACAAUAUCCACUCAAAGUUUGACAUUUUUCAAGAACUUGAACUUUGAUCCGACGAAACUGGACCAACUUGUUGCUGCUUCCAAAAUGGCAUGAAUGUCAAUUUCAACGACGACAAUAUCAUUUCGAAAUUCCGUUUGUUCGAGCACAAAUACGAUAAUUCGAUGAUGAGUGGAAUUGUGAAUAUGUCGAGGAGCAUGAUCAGAAUGCACACCUGAAAAUGUAAAAAAAACUGGCCUAGGAAACUCCUAGGCCACAUUUCUUACCACCAUAAUCGAGAAGAAUGGAAGCGCAGUGCGAAUUGGAGCAAAAAAGAUCGCGGAAAAUGUGAACUGAAUUUUUUUGGAUUUUUUAUGAAUAAAAGCUUUCGAAUAUUGUACCGUCUUCAGCACAACUAUCGAUAUUAUUUGAUAGAAAAUGUAUUUUUGGGGUUUAUUGUUCUCCACCGAAAUCAAGUGCGCCGCCCGUUUUUUGAUAUUUUUCCGGAUGAGCAAGUAGAGAAAGGCGGAGAAGAAGAGCAGAAAGUUUAGAAUUAGAAAAUAGGCCUGAAAAUGUUUGUGAAAUACACUGCCACGUGGAGAGCUUCCCCUGACUGUACACUUUCUAAAACUCUGCUCCUAUUCAAAAUACAUGGCAGUACAUUCAGAUUGCCAACUUCCAAGAACUACAGUACUCCAGGGAGAGGUUGUACAAAAAAAGUGUCAACUACAAAAAUGAAGUUCAAGACCUGGACAAUACUUUUGUAGUUUACGACUUUUGUCCACAGUCACUCCUACGGUUACUGUAGCGCUUGGAAGUUGGUAUACUGUAUUUCGCAUGCUCUAAGACCUACAGUACUCCGGGGAGUGGUCGUAGAAAAAAAGUGUCAACUGAAAAAUUGUUGCAGUAGACGUCAAAAAUACACUGAAAAAAUUUUGAAACCCUAGGUCGUUUCAGAACUCUACAAUAUCGCUUCAAAGUUCACGGCCCCCUUUUCGAGCGCCACGUGGCAGUGUCCAACGCACUGUAUUAUAAACUCACAUAAAACAGACACGCGGGUAAUGAUAGCUCGAAAAGCGGUAAAUCGGAUACUUUGUAGACGUGGAACCACCAGAAAUAGAGCGAGAAAAACUUGAAAAGCGCAAAAAUGUAGAAGGAUAUGAUAAGUUUUUUGAUAAACUGUGCAGAGAACACGAUUUUGUCUUCGAGAGAAUCGAAAAAGUAUAAUAGAAAUCUUUGAAGGGCCAAAGUUAUCAGUAAAUGAUAGUAGACCUCAUUUUGAAGAAUUAGGAGGAAGAGCGACGGGAAAGCGAUCAGAAAAAUGGUUAUUUGGGUGAGAGCUCUGUAAAAAUAGUUUUCUUUUGUCUUGACCUAUAUUUUUGUGCUCAGCUCGUCGAGACCUUUCGAUUGAGUAUGAUAAUGGGCAAGUUCUGGAAGCUUUUGUGUGGCGAGACCCAAAAUUUGAACAUUUUCAGAACCCAGCCAUCAUUAUACUCUUUUGAAAGCUCUCAAACUGAUAAUAUAGUACGAUGUGGGUUCGGAUGAAAUUUUCGAAUAAAUUUCAAGGAUUGCCAACAAGAACAACUCGAAAACAGUGAACAGAAGGGCCUUGUGACAAUGCUCUAUGAUUGGAAAAAUUGCAGUCUGAAAAGCAAUGUUAAAAACAUAGAAAAACUUUUAGAAACUUAAAAACCUCACUAUCACGUUGUCGAUUCAAUCGUUUGAUUUUCAGGUAAAACGGGAAGAGAAUCAUCAAAAUUAGCACGAAAAAGUAGCCAAUGUACACGAAAAGCAAGCCGAGUUGGUCUUGAAAAGCGGUCGGAGUCAUUAUAAGGUCGGACGAAAAACCGGACAAAUUCUGGCUCGAUUCCAUUCGAUUUUCCUUCCAUCGAAAUAUUUCGAGAAAUUGACAAUAUUCACUCUGCAAAAAACGUUUUUCACCUGCCCAGAAAGUUGUUGUUUAUACAGCUGAAAUGACGUGGGGGCGUUGUUAAAAUUAAAAUUUCUGUUAAAUUGUCAAACGAAAAGCCGAAAACCAGAGAAGUUGUCAAAAUUGGAAACUUUACUGUUUAAAUGAACAGUUUUUUAUUAAUUUAUGUGUUUACUGUCGAAAAAUUAUCCCAGAAGAUGGUGGCUGCGUAACUUGCUCGUCUUCGAAUGGGAAAAUACGGAUUUCAGUUGCCCAUUUUCCGCGAUUCUCUAUCCUUUAAUAAUAAGUGCACACUUUAGCCACUCUCCACCACAAACUGAACGUUUAUAGCAAAAGACCGGAACUCAAUUGGAAGUAGUUCAUUAGCAUUUCAUUAUCGAAACGCUGCUGGCUCAAAUCUCGAUUGCGCCAAGAAAAAACAGGUCGCGUUUAGAUCAGUAACUUUCUAAUUAGGUGUUGAACCAAAUUAUCGUGGUGAGAUGACUAAAUAUUGAGAGAGAGAGUUGUGUUUCAUUGAAUAAAUGUUCUCUGACAACUAUUGUGCAUCCAUUUUUAUCAAAGUUUCCCGCUAAUAUCAUCGGGUCAAACUUAUUUGCAUAUUGACGUGCCUAACCGGUUUUUUUUUCCUUUCAGUCUGCAAAUAUUGUCGAGUACCUUGUUUUAGGCCAAACUUUUCCUUGUUUUUCCUUGUUUCACUUCCAGUCAUGUUUUUACUAUCACCAUCGAAAAACCUAACAUAACACCAUUUUUUGUGAAUCGAUAAUAUCAUGAAUUCUCUCAGAAAGUCUAGAAAAAGAUCGGAGGAGAAUAAAGUAAAGGAAAGUGAAAAAAGUGAGUGGAUAAUAUCUGAAAAAAGUUGAAAAAAAGUUUUUUUCCAGAAAGUACCAAUUUGAAGAGCAUUUCAAUCAACAACAAGUACAUUGUGGAGAGGAAAGACACUAUUCAACACAUUAUGGAGGAACCGUUGGAUUCGGGUGCUAGGUUGGUUGAUUUUCGAAAAAACUGGAUGCACAAUAUCAGCUUUUGAGCGAGUUGGCUUUCUUGAAAAAUGAGCCAUCUUCAAAUCGAUAUUGUACAAUUCCCAAACGUCCUAAAGUCUCGAAAAAUUUUUUGGGGUAUCUUGACAUCUAGUACAACAUUUUUGUAGUUGACAACUUUUUUGUAUACUCACUUCCCGGGUUACUGUAGCUCUUGGAAAAGGGCUUUUGCUGGCGCCAACUUGCAAGACCUACAGUAUCACAGGGAGUGGUCAUGGAGAAAAAUCAUCAGUUACAAAAGUACAGUACCGGACAUGAACUAUUCAGAAAACAAUUUGUUACACGUAUAGGACGUUUCGCAACCGUACAAUAUCUAUUCAAAAGUUGACCAUUUUUCCAGAAAACGCAAUAGUAACGCCAGUAUUUUGAGCCUGCCAGGAUCUCGGAAAACUUCUAGAAAUUUAACUUUUCAACAACGUAGUACUUCUCAUGACGGAGCAGAAAUUGAGAGGAAUCGGGUGACUAUUAGGGAUUCAACGGACAUCGACGACGAGGAAGACGAUAAUAGCAGUUGUAAAAGUGAAGGAACUGCGAAGAAUAGCACAAUCGGACAAUAUUAUCAACGGAAUCAUUAUACGGUUACAGGUAACUUGAUUCUAAUUUUGAUUAAUUUAAAAAACAACUUUUUUGUAAGGAGCCCAACAAAACACCUUCAAUAAACUGCCGAGAAAUGUGUCUGCACAUCGUUUCCAAGUCGACAAAGCUUCCGAAGUUUGCAGUCGGAAAAGUGCUCCGGGAGCCCUCACGGACCCGCUUAUUCCCACUGAAAGACGUGGAAAACGCUAA